This is a messenger RNA of Biomphalaria glabrata, 3710 nucleotides long. RefSeq names its product cell division control protein 42 homolog. The coding region runs from base 329 to 904 and encodes 191 amino acids. The transcript has 3 exons. Gene Ontology annotation, molecular function: GTPase activity; GTP binding. The record is from RefSeq and is a predicted model, not a curated record. Gene Ontology annotation, biological process: small GTPase-mediated signal transduction. NCBI's taxonomy places the organism in Eukaryota, Metazoa, Mollusca, Gastropoda, Planorbidae.
CGCUGGCAUAUCCUCAAUCCUGCCAGGACACACGAGCGCUGUUCUGAUUGGUUAAUUUUUUUUUCAAAAGAGAAAACAGAAAAAAAAGGAAAGUGUCGUCUGCUCUUGUUGUGAUGGUGAUAACAGUGAGCGGGUUUUGUUUAUAUUUGAGCGGGCUGAGUCAGUUGUUCUCAGAUGGACUUCGAGCCUCGACUUGUUCACACUGUCACAACAGUAAAGUAGUCUCAUAGUCGUUCGUCUGCUCACAGUUUCAUCGUCGUCUGCUGACUAGAUCGACUGGGAAUAUUCUCUUGUGUUUCUUCGUGACAUCUUCCGCUGUCCUUAGACAAUGAAGAUGGCAUGCGUCUCAGAUAAACAUGUACACUGCGCCAUGCUAGGGGAUGGUAUGGUUGGAAAGACAUGCCUGACCUUAUCUUACAUAGAAAAAUGCUUCACGGAGUCUUACACAGCUACAGUCUUUGAUAACUAUCCAGUGCCUUUAGAAGUCGGUGGUCAGGACUUUGUGAUCAGUCUAUUCGAUACAGCCGGACAGAAUGAUUUUGAAGACUUAAGAGCAUAUACUUAUAAAGAGAGCGAAGUUCUGGUCUUAUGUUUCUCUGUGAUAGACCGGGACUCAUUUUCCAGCGUGUGUAACUCUUGGGUGCCCGAGAUCAAGCGCCACACCAAGAGGAGACGCCCCGUCAUCCUGGUGGGGACACAGAUUGACAUGAGGAGGGGGGAGGAGCAGGAGGUGUCCACUGAGGAGGGAGAGGCCAUGGCUCGAGCCAUCGGAGCGGACUGCUACAUCGAGUGCUCCGCUAAGAGGAAGGACGGUCUGAAGGAGGUCUUCGAACACGUGGUCUUCUCUGCUCUGAAGUUCAGGAAGAAGAAAGUCAACAUCAUCGAACGAUUCUUCUCUAGAUGAGCUCUCGCCCGUAGCCUCCAUCCAUUUCACUUGUUCAAGCCAGACGUCCCUCUUCCAUCAAUUUUCUGGUCCUUGAAGGAUCUGUUCGUAGCAUUCUCUGAGUCUGAAUAUCUUCUCCGAAUGUCUGCUUUGGGAAGAAAUUAAACACUCACUUAUCAUUUCACAAACUUUUUAUUGCUGGAUUCCGCACCAAUGCCUUGACUAACCACUUCGUGACUGCCAUUGGCUGGACCAAUUGGUGCUGUUACUGUAACUCUUACACGUCUGUUAAUGACAGAAGUAGGCUUCAGUGUGAAAUACAAGAGACAGUGGUCAACUUUUAAGUUUGUUUGUUUUUUUAACAUAUUGUUAAAACAUUUUACAGUCGUUCAAAUGAUAAGCUAUUGUUUAUUGAAAGCAUGCGUGUUAAAGUCAUUAUGAACAGCGAUUUGAAUGACUGGACUGUUUGAUUAUGAACAGCCAUUUGAAUGACUGGACUGUUUGAUUAUGAACAGCCAUUUGAAUGACUGGACUGUUUGAUUAUGAACAGCCAUUUGAAUGACUGGACUAUUUGAUUAUGAACAGCCAUUUGAAUGACUGGACUGUUUGAUUAUGAACAGCCAUUUGAAUGACUGGACUAUUUGAUUAUGAACAGCCAUUUGAAUGACUGGACUGUUUGAUUAUAAACAGCCAUUUGAAUGACUGGAUUGUUUGCCACUUGGAGCUUUCAUCGUUUUUCUUUAAAGCCUUUAGUUAUUGCUCAACAGUAGCUCUCUUGUUUUAACUACCUUCGUUGACAUUCCGCUGUGAUUGUGUGUAUACACAUAAUUUGAAAUGUUCUAAACAUCAUCAAAAUGUUUACCAUUGGUCAAUAUUUCCACUAAUAUGUUAUCAUUCCACUGUUAUGUUUAUAUACCGCACUGUAGUACCAAUGUCUUUUCAUCGCUUCAUUUAACAUAGAUCAAAACAAUAUAUUUUGUUUACUUGUGACACAUUUGCAUUUAAACAAAAUAUAACGGGUAGUGAAUCUUUGUUACAAGUGAAUAUAUACAUAUCUUCCAGGUCGUAGUUUUGGGCUGGUACUCUUACUUCUAUAGAAAUAAAAUAUAAUCUUUAAUAUGUAGAAUUUUAUUGAUUUUACGAAACAUUUAGCUUUAUUAUCUCCCUUUCCUCUAUUUAAUUGUCUACUGAGCAGUGUUUCCCAAACUGUGCUCCGCGGACCCUAGUGUUCCUCGAGGCCUGAAUAAGUGUUCCGCGAUCGACUGGAAUAAUUAACUAGUAGGCCACCAGGCGAAUUGAUCUCUCUAAAACAAUAAACAAAUUGCUCCGCUAAAUACUCAGUAAGUGCGAAGUGUUCCGUUAAGGAAAAAGUUUGGGAAUAACUGGUCUGCUAUUUCUCCGCAUGUCUCUGCAGUAUCCAUGACAAUACAUGUUCAUCCAUUCAGAACAUUUACCAACCUUUAUUAAUUAUCAUUAUUAAUUUCAAUUUGCCUUUAUUUUUGUGUUCAUUUGCAAGUGCAUUCUCUCGCUGGACUCAAUGCAGGAUUUUAUGACUCAAAAUUGUUCUCUCAUAUUUACCUCAGUUUUAAUUUUUUUUUACCCUAAUGGUUCCUAUAUAAAAAAAAAAGUUCUAUCCAUUUAUAGAUCUAUAGUUGUCUUCCCUUUCAUUGAAUGUAAAAAUAGCUGCUUCAGCACUAACUAAUUUCCGGCUGAUCUAAAAUUUUGAAAACAAUUAUUGUUUCCUAUUCAUAAAAAAAGAAAAUGUUCGUUUAGUGCUAUAUUGGUAUGAAUUGACCAACUUAGUUUUUUACACUGAUAUUAUAAUAAAUGAACAAAAGUUAGAACGCUACAGUAAGACUUGCUAUGUCGAAAUCGUCCACUAUAUCCAUCCCUUUCAUUUUUGUUCUAAUAUAAUUAGAACUGCUGUCGCGCAGCUGUGACUUAUUUUCUAUAUUAUUAUGAGUACAAGGAAAGCUAACCGUGUUUAUUGAUUUAGUGAAACUGAACAACAACAACAACACCUAAAUUAUGUCUCUUUGUUUUCACUAAUGAUGUUUUCUUGGUUGUUAUUUAUGAUAUUAUGAUCCAUAUUGCGAGCUAUAAGCUUACAGCUGAAAGACGAUCAAUUGCUCUCUCUCUGUAUAUAUAAUAUCUUGGCUAUAAAUAGCUGUUGGUGUUAUGUUCGCUAUUGAUUUUUUAAAUGAGUUUUUAUUUUUCUGCUUCCUGGAAGUUAGAGUUCUUAUAACCUUUCAAAGAGCGCGCGUUUUGCAGUUGUCUGCCCUUUGUAUUGAAGGUGAUAAUAUUUUCAUUAUUGCUUCCCCUUACUUCUAAAAAAAUGGAAUUAAAAACCUCAAAUGCCAACGUUAUGUCUUUUAAAUAAUGUCCUUUUAUCUUACUUCAUCUUAUGAAUAACAGACGUUCCUUCUAUAGAAAAAACGAUCUAAGUUGUAAUGACGGUCUAUUGAAAUUAGGGGGAUGUGAUACCAACAAUCUUGAGAAUUGUCUCCAGCCUAACCCAUUCAUUUUCUUUGUACACUUAAAACUCUCUCCCUUUUACUUUUAUUUACUCUUCUUACAGCCCACGUGACCAUGCCACGUGAUGUAAAUAGAAGACAUAUAUAUAUAUCUCGUCUGGACGAUAACAACAAUUGGCCGUUUUGUAGUUCCCAGCUUGACAUCACGUGACGCCUAAAGUUGACAUGUUGUCUCGCUUAUAGGCCAUCCUGCCAUAGUAUUUUGUCAUGACACUAGUCAAUUGAUAUUGACAAAUGUUUUGUUAUAUUCAUACCGUUUCUCUUUUUACACUAAGAGAUAUUUUUUUAUCAAU